AUGCCUCGAUUGCCAACUGAAGUGCCGGCAGAAGAGCCCGAAGGACCCAAAUUUGUGGGCAUUAAGUUCUGUCAGGAAUGCAAUAAUAUGUUGUAUCCGAGAGAAGACAAAGAGUCCCGAAUUACACACGACAUCGACGAGUUGGCACGUGUUGUGAGUGAUGUGAUCCACGACCCGACACUUCCCCGCACUCGAGAGCAUCCCUGUCCGCAGUGUGGCCAUAAGGAGGCCGUCUUCUUUCAGGGACAGUCCCGUAGGGCUGAGGACGACAUGAGGUUAUACUACGUGUGCACGAACUCCAAGUGUACCCAUAAGUGGACCGAAUGA
Messenger RNA from Medioppia subpectinata, 327 nucleotides. The record is from the annotation of a GenBank genome assembly. NCBI's taxonomy places the organism in Eukaryota, Metazoa, Arthropoda, Arachnida, Sarcoptiformes, Oppiidae.